Molecule: messenger RNA, 7040 nt
Organism: Cottoperca gobio
Lineage: Eukaryota; Metazoa; Chordata; Actinopteri; Perciformes; Bovichtidae
Gene: slit2
Product: slit homolog 2 (Drosophila)
Biological process (GO): negative chemotaxis; retinal ganglion cell axon guidance; negative regulation of cell growth
Molecular function (GO): calcium ion binding; heparin binding; Roundabout binding
Source: RefSeq, a predicted model, not a curated record
ACACUCUCGGGAUCAGCGCUUUGACGCACCACGCAGAGUUGGAUUAUAGUAUUGCGCGCUGGUCUUUGACGGGGCUUUUUUCCUCCCUCACACUGCCUACACCCUUGCCACUGGCCGGCGAUUGAUAUAUGAUCGGAAUCAAUAUCUUUCCACCACGGUGACCUCUGCUGAGCUUUUUGGAGAACCGAGCGCUGCCUCCUCUCCGGACGCGUGUUGUGAAUUAAUAACUAAGACAGCCUCACCUGGAGUGUGUGUGUGAGUGUGUUUGUGUGUGCGUGUGUUUGUGUGUGUGCGUGUAUGCACUAAAGUGUGUGAGAGAGUUUGUUUCUCUGGAUCAGAUCAAAGAGCGAGGUGUUUCACUGGCCAGGUUCCGCACACGCACAUAUAUAUACACACAGACACAACACACACCGGGGGGAUUUGGGCACCGCAUGCCGGGGACAUGUGGAAGUUUGCGCCGCUGUAGCGCAGCCAGAGAGCCGGUCCACCGCCUCGUCGACCUUCCGUCUCCCUGCCCAGGGGGGGCAAAUUCCCGGUUCACAGCCUUCACACAUCGAACCCCCUCUAAGAAGACCCAAAUGUAAAUUCAGAGCGACACAUUUCAGAAACAAAAAUCGUCCGAAAGGGGAGGACAACGAAAAGGAGGACGGCAUCCCGUUGCGUGCAGAGUUUGGUGAGCUGUUUCGGGGAUUUCAGGGCUUUUAUUUUUGAACGCCCUUGUAUUUUCUUAGUAUUUUGUGGGUCCGAUAUUGGCCCCCACUUGUCGCAAUGAUGGUGGGAACUCUGAGCUCCGUUGGCCCCGGCCGCUCCCCGGUGACUGCGCUGGGGCUGCUGCUGGUGGCUCUCCUGGUGUCGGUCCUGUCCGGCGGAGCGAACGGACAGCCCUGCCCGGCCCAGUGCUCCUGUACCGGGACUACAGUGGACUGUCACGGCCAAGGGCUCCGCAGCGUGCCCAGGAACAUACCCCGCAACACGGAGAGACUGGAUCUCAACGCAAACAACCUCACUAAAAUCACCAAGGCGGAUUUUGCAGGAUUGAGGCAUCUGCGAGUGUUGCAGCUAAUGGAGAACAAAAUCACCACGAUGGAGAGAGGAGCUUUCCAGGACCUGAAGGAGCUGGAGAGACUGCGCCUGAAUCGGAAUAAUCUGGCCGUCUUCCCCGAGCUGCUUUUCCUGGGAACGACAAAGCUUUACAGACUUGAUCUCAGCGAAAACCAGAUUCAGGGGGUUCCAAGGAAAGCCUUCAGGGGAGCUGUGGAGAUCAAGAACCUCCAGUUGGACUACAACCACAUCAGCUGUAUCGAAGAUGGAGCUUUCCGAGCGUUACGUGACCUGGAAGUGCUCACCCUCAACAACACCAACAUCAGCCGACUGUCUGUGGCCAGUUUCAACCACAUGCCGAAGCUCAGGACCUUUCGCCUGCACUCCAACAUGCAGUGUACUGCACGUGGGCCCUGGCUAUCAGAUGGCGCGACGCGACCCCGCCUGGGUACUCUACUCCAAUGCAUGGCCCCGCCCCAUUUGAGGGGGCACAACGUGGCUGAGGUGCAGAAGAAGGAGUUUGCCUGCACAGGUCACCAGUCGUCAUCAUCUUCCUCCUGCAGUGUGUUACAGUGCCCAGAGUCAUGUACCUGCAGCAACAACAUCGUGGACUGCAGAGGGAAGGGACUGACAGAAAUACCCACCAACCUGCCUGAAACCAUCACUGAGAUACGACUGGAGCAGAACGCCAUCAAGGUGAUCCCAGCUGGAGCCUUUUCUCCUUAUAAGAAGCUGCGCAGGAUAGACUUGAGUAACAACCAGAUAUCAGAGUUAGCCUCGGACGCCUUCCAAGGUCUGCGCUCCCUCAACUCUCUGGUGCUAUAUGGGAACAAGAUCACUGAGAUUUCCAAAGCACUGUUUGAGGGACUAUUUUCUCUGCAGCUAUUGUUACUGAAUGCUAAUAAGAUAGCGUGUCUGCGUGUGGACGCAUUUCAAGACCUCCACAACCUCAAUCUGCUCUCACUAUAUGAUAACAAGCUCCAAACCAUCGCCAAGGGGACGUUCUCGUCGCUAAGGGCCAUACAAACGCUUCAUUUAGCACAAAACCCGUUUAUCUGUGACUGCCAUCUGAAGUGGCUGGCAGACUACCUGCAGGACAAUCCCAUCGAGACGAGCGGUGCCCGCUGCACCAGCCCCCGGCGGCUCGCCAACAAACGAAUUGGACAAAUCAAGAGCAAGAAGUUCCGCUGCUCAGCUAGAGAACAGUAUUUCAUCCCAGGUACUGAAGACUACCGCAGUAAGCUAGGAGGGGACUGCUUCGCCGACUUGGCCUGCCCUGAGAAGUGUCGCUGUGAGGGCACCACGGUCGACUGCUCCAACCAGAAACUCACCAAAAUACCAGAUCACGUUCCUCAGUACACCGCCGAACUGCGUCUGAACAACAAUGAAUUCACUGUGCUCGAGGCGACAGGGAUCUUCAAAAAGUUGCCUCAGCUGAGGAAGAUUAACCUGAGUAAUAACCGUAUCACUGACAUAGAGGAGGGGACAUUUGAAGGAGCCUCAGGGGUCAAUGAGUUGAUUCUGACCUCCAACAGACUGGAGAACAUACACCACCGCAUGCUGAAGGGACUCAGUGGCCUCCGCACACUUAUGCUGAGGAGUAACCGUAUCAGCUGUGUGAGUAACAGCAGCUUUGUGGGGUUGAGCUCAGUUCGUCUCCUGUCGCUCUACGACAACCAGAUCACCUCCAUGAACCCCGGAGCCUUUGACACGCUGCACUCCCUGUCCACACUCAACCUUCUGGCUAAUCCCUUCAACUGUAACUGUCACCUGGCCUGGCUCGGUGAUUGGCUGCGAAGGAAACGUAUCGUCACGGGUAACCCUCGCUGCCAGAGUCCUUAUUUCUUAAAGGAGAUCCCCAUCCAGGAUGUAGCUGCCCAGGACUUUGCCUGUGAAGAUGGUAAUGAUGAGAACAGCUGCUCUCCAGUGCUGAGGUGUCCAGCAGAGUGCUCAUGUCUGGACACUGUGGUGCGCUGCAGCAACAAGGGCCUCACCACGCUGCCCAAAGGCCUGCCCAAAGAGACCACUGAACUGUAUCUGGAUGGUAACCACUUCACUCAGGUUCCUGUGGAGCUCUCCAAUUACAAACACUUAACACUCAUUGAUUUGAGUAACAACCAGAUCAGCACGUUGUCCAACCACAGCCUCAGUAACAUGUCUGAGCUGCUUACCCUAAUCCUGAGCUACAACCGCCUGCGGUGCAUACCAGUGAGGGCGUUCGAUGGACUCAAGUCUCUCCGUUUGCUGUCUCUCCAUGGUAACGACAUAUCACUGAUACCAGAGGGAGCCUUCAAAGACCUGUCAUCGCUCUCCCACCUGGCUCUGGGGGCCAACCCUCUGCACUGUGACUGCCACAUGCAGUGGCUGUCAGACUGGGUGAAGAGCGGCUACAAGGAGCCUGGCAUCGCCCGCUGUGCAGGGCCCGGUGACAUGACCGACAAACUGCUGCUCACCACGCCUUCCAAGAAGUUCACCUGCACAGGUCCAGUAGAUAUGAGUAUCCAGGCUAAGUGUGAGCCUUGCCUGUCCAACCCCUGCAAGAAUGAUGGCACCUGCUCCAAUGACCCGGUGAACUACUAUCGCUGCAACUGCCCCUAUGGAUUUAAGGGACAGAACUGUGAGGAGCCCAUUCACGCCUGUAUCAGUAACCCGUGCCUGAAUGGUGGCACGUGCCACCUGAAGGAAGGAGAAGGGAGCAACUUUUGGUGUGUGUGUCCAGAGGGCUUUGAAGGUGACGGAUGUGAGAUCAACAUCGAUGACUGUGAGGACAACGACUGUGAGAACAACUCCACCUGCAUCGAUGGAAUUAACAACUACACAUGCAUGUGCUCACCAGAAUACACAGGGGAGCUUUGUGAAGAAAAACUGGAUUUCUGUGCUCCAGAGCUGAACCCAUGUCAGCACGACUCAAAGUGCAUUUUGACCCCUCAGGGAUACAAGUGUGAGUGCACUCCAGGGUAUGUUGGUGAGCAAUGUGAGCUGGACUAUGACGACUGUGAGGAGAACAAGUGUCAGAACGGAGGUCAGUGCAUUGACGCAGUCAACGGAUACACCUGCGUCUGUCCAGAGGGAUACAGCGGGUUAUUCUGCGAGUUCUCUCCCCCGAUGGUCCUUCCUCGCACCAGCCCCUGUGACAACCACGAGUGCCUCAACGGGGCACAGUGUGUCGUCAUGGGAACAGACCCCCGCUGCCAGUGUCUCCAAGGCUACGAGGGUGAGAGCUGUGAGACGCUCGUCAGUGUCAACUUUGUCAACCGCGAGUCUUACCUGCAACUUCCCUCCAGUCUCCUCUCACCGGAGACCAACAUCAGCCUGCAGAUUGCUACAGAUGAGGACAGUGGCGUGUUGUUGUAUAAAGGGGACAAUGAUCACAUUGCCAUGGAGCUGUACAGGGGACGCCUCAGGGUCAGCUACGAUACUGGAUCUUACCCUCCUUCUGCUAUAUACAGUGUGGAGACAGUGAAUGAUGGCAGCUUCCAUGCCGUGGAGUUGGUCGCUUCAGACCAGACUUUGUCUCUGUCCAUCGACGGCGGGCCGCCCAAAUCCAUCAACUCCCUCAGCAAACAGUCCACACUCAACAUAGAUUCUCCGCUUUACCUAGGAGGUAUGCCAGAACGGGCCUCAGGAUCUGGGGGUCUUUCGUCCCUGCAGCAUAGCUCAGGUGGACGCAACGGCACCAGCUUCCAUGGCUGCCUCCGUAACCUGUACAUCAACGGGAAGCUCCAGAACCUGGGGGCCGGCCUGGGGCCAGGGGCUCCAGGCUCCGGGACUGCACAGAGCACCACCAGACAGUGGCUGGGCCACGGGGUGGAGCCAGGCUGCCAGCCCUGCCAGAGAGGCGCCUGCGUCCAGGGUGACUGCCACCCAACAGGGCAUCGUGGUUUCACCUGCACCUGCCACCCGGGCUGGACGGGAACAGUGUGUGACGAGCAAGUCAACAACCCCUGUGAUGGCAACAAAUGUAUCCAUGGUACCUGCCUUCCAAUCAACUCCUACUCGUACUCCUGUCGCUGCCAGCCUGGGUUUGCUGGUGUACUAUGUGAUGAGCAGGACCAGGAUCCAGCUAACCCCUGCAGUGUGUCUCGCUGUAAACAUGGCAAAUGUAGAGUGUCGGGCCUGGGCAAGGCAUACUGCGAGUGUAACAGUGGAUAUACAGGAGACACGUGCGACAGAGAGGUGGCCUGCCGAGGGGAACGGAUCCGAGAUGUCUACCAGAGACAGCAAGGCUACGCGGCGUGCCAAACCCAGGAGAAGGUCUCCCGCCUAGAGUGUCGGGGAAGCUGCCCGGGGGGAGCAGAAGGACAGGGCACCUGCUGCACCCCCCUCCGCAGCAAACGCAGGAAAUACACUUUCCAGUGCACUGAUGGCUCUUCUUUUGUCCAGGAAGUGGAGAAAGUUGUCAAGUGUGGCUGUACAAAGUGUUCGUCAUAAAAGAAAAAAGAAAAAAAAAAGAGACAACACCCUUGGCAGAUUUCCUCCCUUCCAGAUAUGUUUUAUGUCCUUGCCCGCCUUACUUGACCCCCGUCCCCCUUGUCCAAGGUCCCGAUUCCUCCUGAGAGAAAAACCCUUCACCCUCCAUAGUCCCCUCCCACCACCUUCCCUGUUUUUUUUUAAAAACCCUUAAAAAAGGCAAAAAAAAAAGAAAAAAGAAACAACUAAAAAAGAGUUUCUUUUCUUUGUCAGUGCUGGACUGAUGAUUGAUGCUUCCUCGGUGGGGAUGUUGAAUUGUAUUGUAAAGUACAAAAACAGACUUAUUUUUUAUUAUGAAGUGGAGAAAAAGACAAAAAAAAACAGCACAAGAGUUGACUUUAUUCCCUUGCAUCUACUUCUUUUUGUUGGUCAUGAUGACUCCAAUGGUGUGCCACACUGUCUCUUCCCUGGAGGACUUACCGGUCACUGACGGCUGACCGCUUCCUAUAGACUUCCUGCUUCCUGUCUGUGAGUUGUGUGUUUUAGGAGUAACCUUAACUGGUAGUACCACAGACUCACCACUAGGAGGAGCUGCAUUAAGGCACGGGAGACGGCGGGCGGAGAUAACCCCCUUACAACACAAGAAACCACCACUGUAGUCCUCAGUCUCCCUCAACAGACCUCCUGAACCCUCUGAGACUGUGUGCACGAUCCUACACACAGCUGUGCUUAAACUUGUGGUAUUUUUUUUACAGCUACUGAACGACACACACACAUACAAAUGCUCUCACCUGUAUAAGAGUAAUACAUGAUACCUGCCAGGUUAAAUACAGUACUCUCUGUUUAUCCACCCCCCAGUCAUGAAUGACAAGUAUUUAUUGUAUCAUAAAUACCUGUACUUAUUCAGUAGAGCCCCUAUGUAUCAAUCUGAUUCUUUUAAUAUAUAUUAAUUUAUAUUUGUCCUUAUUUUUGUAUUAAAAAGACAUAAUCUGUCAAGAUAGGUGAACUAACAAAAUGGUGUCCUUUAUUUUGGUUGAAGAGAAGUUGUUUUUUUGAUCACUGAAACUAUUGUGCUUGCCAGAGACCUUAGUUACAUUUUAAUCUGCAAAUGUGACGUGAAGACAUUGUAUAUUUUUGUCGCGUUUCCUGAGAGUUUGUACUGUGCCAUUACCAGAAGGUCUUUAUUUUAGAGUAUAAAUGUAUAGAUAAUUUCCCUACCUAUGUAUUUCACACACAAAUCUUGUGAGUAGCAUUGACCCUAGAGGAUGCUUAGAACUGUUUUUACCUUUUUAACAAAUUUAUGCUUAAAGAAUACUGUGACUUUUUCUAAAUGAAACUACUUUGUUAGCCCCUUGGUCUCCGAUGUUAACAUGUUGCUGCUAAGUUUUUGUACCGUAGACUUGGAUCCUGAUCUGUAUGUUAUAUAGAACUUCCUGCUCCUACUGUACGGGGGCACCUUGUGUAACAGAUAAAUACGUCCCCCCACCUCUACACAUGUGCAUUGUGCUUUAUAUUCCCCUCUUCUCCAUCCCCAGACUAAUGUCAGUUCCCUGACUGAUGUUUGUUUAUUAAACACAAUAUUUACCUCA